Erythranthe guttata (spotted monkey flower) is the source of this 1013-nucleotide messenger RNA. RefSeq lists its product as uncharacterized. NCBI's taxonomy places the organism in Eukaryota, Viridiplantae, Streptophyta, Magnoliopsida, Lamiales, Phrymaceae. The record is from RefSeq and is a predicted model, not a curated record.
ACAUUCUUCUGAUUGAACGGAAUCACCAUUGUUGUGACUUGUGAGUUACUACUGAUUCUCUCUCUCUCUCUCUCACACACACACAGCUCACUGUGUGUGUGUGUGAGAGAGAGAGAGAGAGAGAGAGAGAGAGAGAGAGAGAGAGAGAGCAUUUAUUAAGGGAAUGGAUUCGUUCGUUUGCAGUAAAGGUACAUACAAUCCACAUUCAUUUUAUGGAUUCUUCGCAAUUAAAGGUUUUUCUGUUGCAGAAAAAACGCUCGAGUGUGUGUGAUUUUGGGGAUUGGAGCAUCGAAUUUUCGCUAUGGCGUUAAAAUUGGUGCUGAUUGCUGUUUUCGUGUUGGAUUUGAUUGCCUUCUCACUUGCUGUUGCUGCUGAACAGCGGAGAUCUUCUGCCAAGAUAGCGACCGAUGCAAACUCCAACUAUUGCGUGUACGAUUCGAACGGAGCAACUGGUUUGGGUGUAUGCUCGUUUCUGUUCCUUAUGGCUAGUCAGAUAUUGAUAAUGGCUGCCACGAAGUGUUUGUGCUGUGGGAGACCACUUCGACCCAGUCGAUCAAGGGUUUGGGCGAUCGUCUUUUUCAUCACUUGCUGGAUGGCGUUCUUCAUUGCCGAGGUGUGUUUGUUAGCUGGCUCAGUUCGAAAUGCAUACCAUACGAAAUACAGGCCGUAUUUGUCUCAAAAUCCACCUUCGUGUGAGACGUUGAGAAAGGGAGUGUUUGGAGCAGGUGCAGCGUUCAUAUUCUUUACAGGUUUAUUCUCUGAGCUCUUCUAUGUCAGCUAUUCGAAAACCGGUGAUGGAUUCUUGCCUCGAGAUACUACCGGUAUAAGAAUGGGAUCAAUAUAGCUGCUCAGCAUCCUACUUGAGAGAAGUUUUUGCUAGUUUUUUAUGCAACAUUUAAUAUUUCUGAUGAUUUGAAUAAAAUUGCAGUUGUGAGUUAAGACAGUACAUGUAAAGUAUGCGUUGUAACGAUCUCCAGGAUAUACAAAUAAAUGUUCGUUUAUCCGAAAUCCCA